This is a messenger RNA of Macadamia integrifolia, 965 nucleotides long. Its product is annotated as bifunctional adenosine 5'-phosphosulfate phosphorylase/adenylylsulfatase HINT4-like. The coding region runs from base 338 to 652 and encodes 104 amino acids. NCBI's taxonomy places the organism in Eukaryota, Viridiplantae, Streptophyta, Magnoliopsida, Proteales, Proteaceae. Gene Ontology annotation, molecular function: catalytic activity. The record is from RefSeq and is a predicted model, not a curated record. The transcript is spliced from 6 exons.
CCAUGGGCGCAAGCUAGAAUCCAUCCUUCAUACUCAUCUGCUUGUUUUAGAUCAUUUCCCUCCUUGUUCACGGGCUCAAUUUAGGGUUUACAUCUGAGUUUUACUUUCUACUUAUCAAAUUCUUGGUUCUUUUAGCGGAGGGUAGAGAGCGGCCUCUCUAACCGGAACAAAUUUCACAACACUGGCUCGCGAUUCGCAAAGUCGCAAGGCAGAAGUCGCGACUUUUGUUUCCAUAGACUGAUAACUGUUCGUUUGCCGGUUAACUAGUGCGCCAAGUUAACCGAGGAAGAGGAGAAACAGUUGGAACUUGGGAAGGACGGACGUUGGGGUUAGGGAAAUGGCAGGAGCGGGGCCAUGUGUGUUCUGUCAGAUUGCUUCUUCUUCCACCUCUACCCAACUCCUCCACUCUGAUGAGAAGGUUGUCGCAUUUCAAGAUAUCAACCCUUCCGCGUUCAAGCAUUAUCUUGUCAUUCCUGUGGAGCACAUUUCAACAGUCAAAGACCUCCAAAGGAGAAUGGCAGAUUAUCAAUUGGUGAGCCAUAUGUUGUAUGUGGGACAAACUCUACUACAUAGAGAUGCUCCAGACUCCAAGCAGCAUAGAUCAUGGAUGAUCAUGUGGGGAGGCAUGACUUGGUUUCAUGCAAUGCAAUGAAUAAAAUAAUGCUUCAAAGGAGUCUCCCAGAUCCAAACAAUACAGAGUUGACACACUGAAAGAAUGGAUCAGCAAGUUGGGGAAAAAAGGCUGAUAGUUUCACACAUGGAGUUCGUGGAUGAGAUUCCUUCAGAUGGAAAUAAACCCUCUAAAUGUAUUGUGUGGAGGGACCUCCCUGUUUUUUGCCUUGUUUUUCUUAUUUGUUGGAAUCAUAAUUGGAUAUUGUAUUCCCCACUGAAUCUUCUAUGUAACACUUGACGAUGUAAGUUUAUGAAUUAGUAACUUAUUUCAAUGAGAUUUACCUUUUUAUUAA